UACGUAAAUACUACUCUAUUUUGCAUUAUAACUGGUUGAUGUGUUAUCAUAAAAUAUCUGUGACGCUUAGUGAUCAUAAGUGACCAUACAUGUGUGUUUCAAACUUGGAGCUCACGCCUCUUCGAGCCUACGUCUCUGCUACCAGACACUUGCAGAUAACUUUGUUGGUGUCAUAAUGUCAGAGUCGUACGCCCGUGAGAUACUGCGUAGGAAUGUUGCGCAGAUAUGCCAAACCAUAGGGUGGAAUGGUAUAAACUCAACACCUUUAGACAUUCUGGUCCAUGUAUUGGAAAAGUAUAUUAGGACAGUUGGGACUCAAGCAAAUAGAUAUGCCGAACAAUUCAACAGGACUGAACCAAAUUUAAAUGACCUAGGAUUAGUUUUUCAAGACCUGAAUGUUCAGCUACCAGAACUAGCAGAGUACACGCGCUGUGUUCCUUCAGUACCAUUACCAAUCCAUGUUGACAAGUUUCCGAAGCCGAAAGAGUCAAACUUGAAUUUUCUUAAACCUGGCAGCCAUGAAGUCGUCACAAGACCAAUGCAUGUUCAUGAGCAUUUACCUCCUAUGUAUCCUGAAAAGGAACGGGAUACUCCUGCUGUUGCAGGUAUAGUGGAAAUACAACAAAAUGGUACUGAGAAUAUUGAAACCGGCACUGUUGCCUGUGCCAGUCCAGAAAUAUCUAUCACAGAUAGUCCAGAGAAACCAAAAGACAUAUUUAAGAGACCUACAGAUCCAGUUUCAUUGCCUAACAGCAAAAGACCAAGGUUAAGACUGGAUGAAGAAGAAAGAACUAGAGAAAUCAGCAGUGUUAUGAUGACAAUGUCAGGAUUUUUAUCACCUGCACGUGAAGGCAAGCUUCCUGAAGCUAGGCCACCGACUAUCAUGUCUGAGAAACACAAUGAAAAACAUAAAACCACCUCCCAUCAUGCUAAUCCUGCUAAAGUAUCAACAUUAGAGAAAAGUGACAAGAAGUCUAAGAAAAAUAAGUUAAUAAAUGGGAAAAUAAUGAAAAGUAAAAGGAAAGACAAAAGCCACAAAGGUGAAAGUAGCAAGUCUAAAGACAGUAGCAAGCAGAAUAAAUAUCCUCCAGGACAUGUAAAGGCAUCAAAAGAUGUUCAACAUUCACAAAAUCAUGUGCCUAAGCUGGCACCAAAAGCAACAGUGACUGGCCCUAAACCUGUAAUUCCUCCGGCACCUCCUGCCCCUGAACUCAUAAAGCCUGUCAUCAAACAAGAGCCAGUUGAUUCACAAGCGCCUAAAAGUGUUGUGCCCAGUGAAGAUGCUAUACCUGUUCCAAGGAAAAUACCUAUUUCAAAGUCACCUUUAGUCUCCAAUACUGCACCUGUUCACAAACAGUCAUCAACUAAUACCCUAAUACCAGAAACUGAAAUUAAAAAGGAGACUAUUGAUGAAGAGGAAAAAUUGGCCUCACAACCAGAUAGAUCAAAGAUUAAUAUAUUUAAACGAAUAUCGAACAAAUCCAAAGAGGAUAAAGUUGCUCUUGAGGUUGUUCCAGAGAAAUCACAGUCUGACAGUAUGAUCUCAAAAGUGCAGAGUUCUGCAAAUGAUAAUCCAAGCGAAAACAAGAAAAAUGAAAAUAUAAACGAAAAUAAAAAACCUGAUGAAACUCUUUUGAACAAUAAUGAUAAUAGCACUGUUGAUUUUUUUAACAAAGGGUUAGACCUGAGAGCCCAUGAAGUUAUAAGCAUAGUUGAUGAUGACUCUAUGGAUUCAGCUUCAGCCCCACAGUCCAAAGCAGUACUUCCAGAGCCCCAUCUGAAUAUUUCUCUUGACAAGACCUUGCAAGUACCAUAUUCCAAAGAUAUAGCUAGUGUCAGUCCAAAAAUUAAGAAAGAAAAGAAACAUAAAGACAAAAAAGACAAAGCAACUAAACUUGUAGCUAAGCUUGUCAAAAAGCAACAGCAGCAACUUGCAUUUGAAAUGGCACAAGCUGAGAAGCACAAUGUGAAGAUGGGAAAUACUAAACCUUCAAAAUCAAGUAGGCCAAAGAAUGAAUCUAAUGUUUUGCCUCAGAUUCCACCUCAUCAAUUUAUUCCUUACAUGCCCAUAGGAAGAAAUUUAUUGCCAGGUCCAGGCUUAAUACCAAAUCAAAGUCUCCUUCCAGGGACAAGUGAUUUCCUUGCAGGCUUUGCUAACAAUCCAGCCUUACGAGGAUUAACUUCUCCUAAUUUGCUUACCAAUCCAUUUGCUUUGGGUGCAGGUGGACCUGGACUAAUAACAGGAGGAGGAUUUCUGCAGUCAGGUAUUCCCAAUCCCCUAAUCCACACUUUUCCCCAAUCAUCUCGUACUUCGUCAGUCAAGAUCCCACCUAUGUUGCGUCGUCCCAGCUUAGAAGUUAUUCCCGUGGAUAACGACAACGAAAGAGACAUGCAUAAAUCUCCAAUGAUGGGACGCGAUAAAGAUCGCCAUGACAAGCACAAAUCGCCUACAAUUCCAAAUAUUUUGCAGAAACACAAGUCCAAAUCGCAUAAGGAGAAAUCAAACAUAUACAAAAUGCCUCCUGUGCAACCAGACAUAACAAUAGAGCUUAAUCCGCCUAAAGUUGAGACUGUUAGGCAAGAACCCCCAAAAGAGACUUUGAUUUGUGUACAAUCACCGACUCCUGAACCUAUACCACCACCUAAACUUGAUCCAAUUCCUCCUCUGCCUCAACCAUCAGAAACAGUUACAUUGCCAGCUUCUGAAAUUCUUCCAGAGAGAGUUGUUGAACAUGUUGAAAAGAAAAAAGAUAAAUCACACAAGAAAGAUAAGAAGGAUAAAGAUGGCACUAAAAUAAAAAAGAAAAAAGAUAAAAAAGAUAAAACUAAAGAUAAAUCUGAAAGGAAGAAAGAAAAAGUAGAGAUGAAAGAAAAAUUAAAGAAAGAAAAAAAGGAAAAGAAGAGAGAAAAAGAGAAGGAGAAAGAGAAAGAAAAGGAGAAGUCUGCUGAUGGAUUGGUACCAAAACUAACUCUGAAGCUCAGUUCAUCUAAUUCUAAUUCACCAAUGCCUCCAAGCUCGCCUGAUGUUUUUAAGUUGAAUAUAAAACCAGUUGUCAAGAAAGAGGAAGAAGAGACAUCUCUUUCCAAAGACAAAGAGGAGCCAGUUUCUCGAGAACACAGUCACUCACCUGAGCUUGCACAAAUCUCAGCUCUUGUUACUAGACCGCCAAAACAAAAGCAUUCAAAGCAUAAUCAUAGCUCUGAGAUGGAGCCUCAGUCAUCUUCACCUCCAACAGCUAGUUCUCCACCUUCGAAACAUCGACCUCCAUCAAGUCAUUCCAAAUACAAGAGAAUACUUUUCAAGUCUUUAUCAAAAAAAGGUCACUUUGAAGACGAUAUGAGCUCAAUGUCAGAAGAGCCCACAGCAGCGCCAUCACCAGCUCCUGCUGCUGAACCCAGUGCACCUUUGCCAACUCCCUAUUAUAUUGAUGAGCAUGGGAAUAAAAUAUGGGUAUGUCCAGCUUGCGGUAGACCUGACAAUGGUUCGCCAAUGAUCGGUUGUGACGGCUGUGAUGGCUGGUACCACUGGGUAUGUGUCGGCAUAACCGAAGAGCCAGGCGCGUCAGAAGACUGGUUCUGCCAUGGGUGUAUUUCAAAGCUAGGUACUAUGCCCUUAUCUAGCGUGUCGUCCGGCAAAAAACGAGGUAGAAAACCUAAAGGAGAAAAAAUCAGAGACUGUCACUAAAAUGGACAAUUUUUUGUUGCUGAGAUUAGAUGUAAUUUUCCUGUAUAAGUGAUAGGAGUAAAUGGAAUGAGAGUUGUUAAUGGAUUACUUGUUGAAUGAUAUCAUGAAGAAAAUGUUUCAUCAUUUAUAAUGUUAUAUCAUAGGCUAGAAGUAAGCAUAGAUCAUAAUUAAGAAUAUUAACAUUAAAUGUUGAACAUAAAGUAAUGUAGUUACUAAUUGUAAUAAUUACCAUAGGUUUUAAUAUUUUGUUACAAUUUCUUUUAUUUCUCGUUCGCUCGAUUAGAUCAAGAUGUGUGAGUAUGUUAUACACAGCUCGCGUGUAAACAUAGAGAAUAAUAUAAGUUUUUUUUUACAUUGUACAAAAACUGAACUUUAGAAAUCGGUGAUGUAUAAAAGUAACGUAGUGAAUAUAUUUAAAUGAACAGAAAGAAGGCUGGAUGUACAUACUUUCAGUCAAUAUUUGAAUAUUUUCAUAUUAUAAUUUUAAUAUAACCAUG
This is a messenger RNA of Hyposmocoma kahamanoa, 4182 nucleotides long. It is a transcript of the gene Taf3, whose product is annotated as transcription initiation factor TFIID subunit 3. Gene Ontology annotation, molecular function: protein heterodimerization activity. Gene Ontology annotation, cellular component: transcription factor TFIID complex. The record is from RefSeq and is a predicted model, not a curated record. Lineage: Eukaryota; Metazoa; Arthropoda; Insecta; Lepidoptera; Cosmopterigidae. The transcript has 2 exons. The coding region runs from base 176 to 3685 and encodes 1169 amino acids.